Messenger RNA from Rhizopus microsporus ATCC 52813, 975 nucleotides. RefSeq lists its product as uncharacterized. The coding region runs from base 364 to 894 and encodes 176 amino acids. The transcript is spliced from 3 exons. Lineage: Eukaryota; Fungi; Mucoromycota; Mucoromycetes; Mucorales; Rhizopodaceae. The record is from RefSeq and is a predicted model, not a curated record.
UAAUAACUGUAAUACACACAAUGAUUAUUUUAUUUAUAAACUAGUGAAGGUAUAAAAAUGUGAAAUAUACAAAUAUGAAACUAGCUGCUGUCGUCUUUAUUGAGCACUGACUGCGCUGACAUGAGCAUUGCUGCAUGAAGGGUGCUCAUCUUGAGUAAGGCUGGCACUUGUUCGUUCGUUUGUUUAAAGUGUUGAUCUAAUUCCUGUAUAUUUUUUGUCAAUUUAUUCAGUUCAUAAUGUAAUUGAGCAUAUUUCAUCGGCUUGUUCGAUCUUGAUUUAGAAUCACUCUCAGACAUGUGUAUAAUAUAAAAAAAGGAAGGGCGCUUGCAUUUUUCUUUUUCUCUUUUUAUUAUUUAUCAAAUAAUGGCUUCAAUAAGAGCCCCAAUAAAGAGUUUAUCAGAAAACCAACGUCGAUGGCGAGAAAGAAUACGACAAGAGAAUAGUGAGAGAAUAAAACUAAUACGACAAGAAAAGAUAAACAAGUUUAGGGAAGACAAGUUGGCACAGUAUCAGAUAUGCAAUGAAAUUGAUGCCUUUAAUAAAGCUAAUGAAGAAACUCUAAGAAUGCAAGGAACAUUUGACGUGGAUCAACUCAUAGAAGAAAGCAUAAUGCAAGAGUAUGAGCUUGAAGAAUACCUGCAGCAGGAACAAGUUGAAUGUUGUGUUAAUUGUCAGAAUGAAGUUCUGACAUAUCAACAAGCAGAUAUGCUUUCAUGCUCCAAUUGUGGUUUUUAUACUACCAAAGACUGCUUUGAAAAGACUAUACUUCCAUUACUGCAUCGCCAUGCCCUUGACUGUCAAGGGAAGAUUGGAUUCUGUUUAGAACCUGGUACAGAUAAUACCUUAUUUGCCAACUGUGACAUUUGCGAUCUCUGGGACAUUUUGUACAUGUAAAAAAUUCACGUAUUGUGUAUAUAGAUAUAAUGCUUGUAGAUACUAUGCGGCUGGUAUAUUUUGUGCGUUAUCGAAAAAUAG